CUGCAGUUCCCAGCGAUCGCGGCGCGGCUGGCCUGCGCAGGCGUAUUGCCGUCUCCAGCCGGAGAGGCGGCUGGCGGGGUUUCCGGUUCCGGGCGCCGACUGUCGGGAGCUUCAUGGAAGCGGCUGCCAAAUGAGAAAUGAGUUGUACCAUAGAAAAGGUUCUGGCUGAUGCAAAAGCGCUGGUGGAACGGCUGAAAGAACAUGACAGUGCAGCAGAGGCUCUCAUUGAACAGACCACUGCCCUUAACAAAAGGGUGGAGGCCAUGAAGCAGUACCAGGAAGAUAUUCAGGAAUUAAAUGAAGUGGCCAGGCACCGACCCCGCUCCACCCUUGUGAUGGGAAUCCAGCAGGAGAACAGACAAAUCCGAGACCUACAACAGGAAAAUAAAGAACUACGGACAUCACUAGAAGAGCAUCAGUCUGCGUUGGAGCUCAUCAUGAGUAAGUACAGGGAGCAGAUGUUCCGUCUGCUGAUGGCCAGCAAAAAAGAUGACCCUCUGAUGAUUACAAAAUUAAAGGAACAGCAUUCCAAGGAACUCCAGGUCCAUGUGGAUAAAAUCAAUGAAAUGGCCACAGUGAUGAGAAAGGCGAUUGAGAUAGAUGAGCAACGCCUGUUCAAGGAGCAAGAGAGAAUUGUCCAAUUAGAAUUUGAAAAUAAAGGCUUGAGAGAAGUGCUGCAGAUAAACAAAGAAUCUUUUCUCUAUCUGAAGGAAGACCUAGCAGAAAAUACAUCAUUAUCCAGCUUAGUGACAAAUGCCAACCUCAGCAUGCGAAAGAGCUGAAAGACUGCUCAAAUCCUUGAGCUUCCACAUAUUAAUCUGUCAGCACGUGUUAAUGUUCUGUCCAAACUGACUGAGCCAGUGCAUCAAAUGGGUACAAAUUAAUGUCAAUUUUUGCAGCUAAAUAGGAGUUUCACACAAGCUAAUUAAACUGACAGGAGUAGCUUACUAUUUUUCAUUGCAUGAUUGACUUUAAUUUUUUAAAAUCUGUUUGUACAUGUUUUUGUUUAAUGCGGCCGGUGCUAUGUUCAGUUUAGGGUCCGGCCUUAUUCCUAUCUGGUUGUCUGCUGGCGUAUGAUUUUUAAAAAAAAAAAAAAUCAACCUCCAUUGCUGCUGCCACCAGAACAG
Molecule: messenger RNA, 1127 nt
Organism: Carcharodon carcharias (great white shark)
Lineage: Eukaryota; Metazoa; Chordata; Chondrichthyes; Lamniformes; Lamnidae
Gene: fgfr1op2
Product: FGFR1 oncogene partner 2
Exons: 6
Coding region: 138-782 (214 amino acids)
Biological process (GO): response to wounding
Source: RefSeq, a predicted model, not a curated record